Molecule: messenger RNA, 699 nt
Organism: Papaver somniferum (opium poppy)
Lineage: Eukaryota; Viridiplantae; Streptophyta; Magnoliopsida; Ranunculales; Papaveraceae
Product: pathogenesis-related protein PR-1-like
Exons: 1
Coding region: 36-635 (199 amino acids)
Cellular component (GO): extracellular region
Source: RefSeq, a predicted model, not a curated record
UCUCGCCCUUAUAUGUCCUGUAUUUCCUCGCAAAGAUGAAGAAUAACCAGUUCAAUGGUGUCAUUGCCAGCAUCCUUGUCGCAGUAAUUCUCUUUCAAUGCAGCCAAUCCCAUGCCCAGUAUCCUGAAGAGACAGAACAGUAUCCUGAGCAGACGGAACAGUAUCCUGAACAGACAGGCGAUGCUAGCGGUUACGGAGAUGCUGCACACGCACCUCUAGACACAAAACACCAAUUCUUAGCAUACCAAAAUGCACCUCGUGCCGCGGUAGGGUGUGCACCACUUAAAUGGAGUGAAGAAUUGGCAAACUUUGCAGCAUCCUACGCAGAACAAAGGCGAUCAGAUUGUGCUUUGAUACAUUCAGAUGGUCCAUUGGGUGAAAAUCUAUUCUGGGGUGGUGGUUAUGGAUGGACACCGGCUCAAGCUGUCAAAGCUUGGGUUGAUGAAGGCCAAUAUUAUGAUCACUCCACUAAUUCCUGCGCACCUGGUCAGGAAUGUGGUCACUAUACUCAAAUUGUUUCGGCCAGAACCACGAGUGUUGGGUGUGCUAUGUUGCAGUGCGACGGUGACUUGGGAGAAUUUAUCAUCUGCAACUACGCUCCAGCCGGAAAUUACGUCGGCGAAAAGCCAUACUAAGCUUCUCGUUUUUUUGUAUAUUUCAAGAUUUGUUAUGCUUGAUCACAGGUUCGUGUAUCGUGUU